This is a messenger RNA of Drosophila nasuta, 718 nucleotides long. RefSeq lists its product as uncharacterized. The record is from RefSeq and is a predicted model, not a curated record. Bases 4 to 567 code for a protein of 187 amino acids. NCBI's taxonomy places the organism in Eukaryota, Metazoa, Arthropoda, Insecta, Diptera, Drosophilidae. The transcript is spliced from 4 exons.
AGAAUGCAAAUUUUAAGAUCGAAACAAUUGUUGGGACUGCUUUUAAUCGGCAUUUCGUUAUUGCAACUGAGUGUUGCGACGGCGAAGGAUUCUGGCAGCGAUCGAAAAGAAUCAGAUGUGCCACAUGUGCGACACAAGAGAGGCUUCUUUUGGGACUUUUUUCAAAAGAUAGCCAUAACCAAAAACCUAAUUACCGAUCAAUAUGCAGACACACGGAAUACUUUAAAUGACAUCUACAAUACGGUGAACGAACAGUUUAGCGAUCCGGGGCCAAUGAAACCGACUUCUCAACCAAGAUCAACAACAGAAAGAGUGUCUUCCAGCGACGAAGAGGGCAACGAUCAGCCUUCAUCUACGACUGAGGGUUUCAGCAUUUCCCGCUAUGAACUCGGACGUAUUCUGGGUCGCAAUUUCCGUGGCAUCCAACGCUUGGCACAGACCGAAUUUCAAGAGGCGCUCAAUGCAACACACUAUAAUUUAAAAGAAUACAAAGCAGAGGCCGAUAAACAAUUUGCUAAUAGUUUGGCAGUGGAGAAGAAAAAAACUCUAAAAAGUCUAAAGGGCUGAAGGGCGAUUGACUCUUGAUUUUACUACCACUUCAACUAUUUUAUAAUCAUUGUGAUAUGUUGGAAAAUUAAUGCAUUACUUUUGUAAUUUAAGCUUAGUCUGUAUAGUUUUUUUACGUGUACAAAAUACAUUUUGUUUGGUGACGAAUAAA